This is a messenger RNA of Calliphora vicina (urban bluebottle blowfly), 203 nucleotides long. RefSeq lists its product as uncharacterized. The transcript has 3 exons. Lineage: Eukaryota; Metazoa; Arthropoda; Insecta; Diptera; Calliphoridae. The record is from RefSeq and is a predicted model, not a curated record. The coding region runs from base 1 to 162 and encodes 53 amino acids.
AUGGGUAACAAGGAAAGUGUUGAUGCUGCUGCUAAAUUGAAUGCUGAAAACUGGGGACAUGAGCGUGGCAGCCGUUAUCACGGCUAUCGUCACAAUCAACGUUCCCAGUCUUUAAAUCGUGGUCAAACUCUUUCUCAGGCGGACGUGACCGGGAUGUGGUGACAUCGGGGUGCAUCAGGUAAAGCUCAAACCGGCGGUGGCUG